Molecule: messenger RNA, 5175 nt
Organism: Sycon ciliatum
Lineage: Eukaryota; Metazoa; Porifera; Calcarea; Leucosolenida; Sycettidae
Product: PAN2-PAN3 deadenylation complex catalytic subunit PAN2-like
Biological process (GO): mRNA processing; nuclear-transcribed mRNA poly(A) tail shortening
Cellular component (GO): P-body; PAN complex
Molecular function (GO): poly(A)-specific ribonuclease activity; nucleic acid binding; protein binding
Source: RefSeq, a predicted model, not a curated record
AGUCAAAGAUUCUGAGAAGUCUUUUCGCUUCGUUCAAAUCGUUGACAUUGACAGCAAUUCCACAUGUACAUGUAGGUGUGUAGUGCUUGGCAUUGUUAUCUUCGGUGUUGUGCUUUCAGUGGAGCAGCCGUAGUGAAGCCUGGCUUGGGAACACUGUACAGAAGCGUGCACUAUUACGAAGUCCUGUUUUUUAUUUAUUAGAAUGGCAGCUUGAUCACAUUUCUUGGUAGUAGAAGAAGAUAGCAACCCCAAACGAGAAGGCAGUUAUGAAUGUGCCCCGUGCUUGAUAGUUUGGCUGCGUCAUAUCACGCGAAAUGGCUUUCCAGCAUGUGCAAACUGUGUACGCCGGCGGGGCUGGCCCGUUUUCCACCACUGCCGUUACAUUCGACCCUCUGGAGGAGUUAGUUUGGACAGCGAACACAGGAGGUUACAUUUCAUCACACCACAGUACUGAACUGGCAAAGUAUUCAUCUUAUGCGACCACUCAUGAACCAGUGGCUGGCUUGGCAGCUCUGGCAUCAGGAAUCCUCUCCGUGGGUAGCAAUGCUGUUCGUCUGCACAGUCGGCAGGGUGUUUGCCACUAUACUGUCAAGAAUGAAAACUUUGAGCACUUGGUUUGUCUAACUGAGUCUCAAAGUGGUUCAGCAGCAUGGGUUAGCGGUGGACAGAGCAUUUCAGCCCUGGAUAUCCCCACCGGGACUAUCACUAACACGGGAGCGUGUUCAAGUGAUCAUAUCGUUCUCCGCAACAACCAGGAUCGCUUCAUCUGCGCUGGAACUAGCUCUGGCAAGGUGAUACUGCAUGACCCGUCCAGUCUGCGGGUCGUGCACAGUAUGGAUCCGCACGGCGGAACCAUCAAUGACAUUGAUGUUGCUGGCAACACUCUAGUGACCUGUGGCUGGUCCCAGCGCGCUAUGGAACGUCAUCUGAUGGUUUACGACUUGAGAAUGCUCAAGAGUAUGGUGCCUUAUCAGCUUCCCAUCGCUCCAUGUGUGGUUCGAUUUGUGCCUGCGUACUCCACCAGCUUACUAGCUCUUGAUCAGACUGGUACUUUUCUGGUAUGUAAUCCGAAUGGUGCAUCGUCAGUGGAUGCAAUGGCACAAUAUGAGCUGCCCCUGGAUUCUCAAGUUGCGUACUAUACAGCUGCGUUCUCAUCCAACUCGCACUACCUUGCUUUUGGAGAUACGAGUGGCUCCAUUCACCUGUGGGCAGACGCUGCAGAUCAGCAAUUCAACAACUACUCGCGGCCGUGUGUUAUGGCUGAUGAGCGUCCUGAAUUACCUGCAAUAGACAGCAACAGCCUGUCCACACCCUUCUCAGCAGUACCCAUGCCCUGGGUCAAUGGGCCGUUGCUAUCCGACAUGCCCGAGGAGACGUAUGAAUACCGUCCUCGCUGAAACUGAAUUUCUUAAACUGAUUCCGAAGUGCUAUCGGCCCGUGAAACUACGCUAUUCAAGAUUGGGGCUUGCUGACUUUGAUUUCAAGCAGUACAACCACACAAGCUUCUCUGGCUUGGAGAUCAACAUUCCCAACGCCUACUGUAACUCUAUGUUGCAGGUGUUCUACUUCUUGGAGCCUCUGAAGAUCUCGAUGCAGAACCACUUCUGUGAGAAAAAUGCGUGUUUGGCUUGUGAGCUUGGUUUUCUCUUCAACAUGCUGGAUGUUAGCAAAAGCGAGCCUUGUCAGGCCAGUAACUUCUUGCGUGCCUUCCGUUGCUUACCCGAAGCCGGAGCUAUGGGAUUGCUGUUCAAGAAGGAUGUGGACGCAUCCACACAACUCAGCGAGAUCAUCCAGCGUUGGAGUCGCUUUGUUCUGCAACAGCUAGUGAAUGACACGGAGCCACGACAGCCGGAGUCAAUGCAGUUUCCUCCCCUGCCGCAGCGGGCCUCCAUAGUCAACAAGCUCUUCACUGCAGCGUUCCAAACCUACAUCACGUGCAAGGAGUGUGGGAGUGAGGAGAACAAACCUUACACCACACUGCAGUGGUCAGUCACCUAUCCACGUGCUCGCCUAGAUGACCCUAGUGCAAGCAGUUCUAGCACAAGCGGCACCAGCAGUCGACCAGUGCCGCGAACGUUCAGUGAGGUGCUAUGCGGCAGCAUACUGCGGGAGCAAGCCACACAAUCAUUCUGUCAGACGUGCAAGAAACAUCAGCCAUCGAGGCAAAUACGUACCCUACGACGCAUGCCCCACGUAUUGUGCAUCAACUGCCAGGCUGAUAGCCCUUCGGAGCAGGAAUUCUGGAGACAACAACAGCAGCUGGUUCUCGAGGAGUUGGAGACGAAUAGAGGGACAGCAGGUCCUCACGGUCAGCAGUUACUAUGGAAAUCAUGGCUACCGACGUCACUGCGUAUCUCUCAGAAAGGCGAUGAUCUUCGCGUUGAAGACUGCAGCACAUUGGAUGGUCCGCAGGAUCAGCGAUUUCAGUCUCCAAAGUCCGAUAUCUACUAUGACCUGAUCUCGUCAGUUGCAUACGUCAAGGACACUCAGUCACCUGGAGCGCUAGUAGCACAUGUCAAAGUCUCCUCUAACUACCAUCGCAAGAAAGAGAAUGUUGACCAGACCCAGUGGUAUAUCUUCAAUGACUUUGCCGUCAACCCUGUAGCACAGGACUCUGCCGUUGACUUUGCUGAUGCGUGGAAAGUGCCCUGUGUUCUCUUUUAUGCGCGGCGUGACUUGAAUCACCUCUACGAUCUAUCAGUACGACAACAUCAAAACCCCAAUGUCCUGGUAGCAGCAUUGCCCCGGGCUAACCCAGCACUGUCUCAAGUAGUGCCUCCAGUGCGUGUUUUGCAAGUAGAUGAGCUGCCACAACGACGUGCUCUCUUUGGCCUCGACGCAGAGUUCGUUGUGCUCAAUCAAGAAGAAGCAGAGCUUGCUAUUGAUGGCACCAAGACCACUAUCAAACCUAGCUGCUUGAGCUUGGCGAGAAUAACGGCAGUCAGAGGUGGGAACAAGUUACAUGGUGUUCCGUUUAUUGAUGAUCACAUUGCUACGACAGAACCGGUUGUGGAUUACCUCACGAAAUACUCUGGCAUCAAACCGGGUGACCUUGAUCCAAACGUCUCCAGUAAGCAUCUGGUCACAUUGAAGCAGGCCUAUCGCAAGUUGAAGUUCCUGGUCGAUUGUGGUGUGUGCUUUGUGGGGCACGGAUUGAAAAGUGACUUCCGCGUCAUCAACAUGCUUAUACCUGCAGAACAGGUACUGGACACGGUGGAGCUCUUCCACUUGCCUAACCAGCGCUAUAUAUCACUCAAAUUCUUGGCAUGGUUCUUCUUAAAUGUCCACAUCCAGCUUGUGGUGCACGAUAGUAUCGAGGAUGCACUGACCGCCGUCACUCUCUACCGACGCUACGUGCACCUUCGUCGCCAGAACCAACUGACCGACGCCAUAAAGAAGCUGUACGAGGCCGGCCGCAAGCACAACUGGCAGGUACCGCCGGUAAAGCCAUAGGUACCCAGUGCACAGACUGCACAAGUACCCCGUGCACAGAGCACACAGGUACCCAGUGCACGGAGCACACAGGAGACUCCACAGGUGCCCAGUGCACAGACUACACAGGCACCCCGUGCACAGACUGCACAGGAGACUCCACAGGUACCCAGUGCACAAACUCCACAGGAGACUCCACAGGUACCCCGUCCCCGUGCACGGACUCCACAGGUACCCAAUGCACAGAGUCCACGGUGCAAUGUGCAGUGCAUACCCGUUGCCAUGCCAAGCCCUGCCGUACCUGCUGAGCCGUGCUUUGUUGUACUUGCUGUGCCAAGCCCUGCCGUACCUGCCAUACCUGCCAUACUCGCCAUAUCCGCUCCCAUGCCACACCUUGCCAUACCCACUCCCAUGCCACACCUUGCCAUGCCACGCCUUGCCAUACCCACUCCCAUGCCACGCCUUGCCAUACCCACUCCCAUGCCACACCUUGCCAUACCCACUCCCAUGCCACGUCAUGCCGUACCUGCCACACCCACUCCCAUGCCACAUCAUGCCGUACCUGCCACACCCACUCCCAUGCCACGUCAUGCCGUACCUGCCACACCCGCUCCCAUGCCAUGCCCUGCCGUACCUGUCACACGUGCGCCGCGUUUCUUCGAGACGGAUGCUAAUGCCAGGACGAUGUUUCGGACAAAAGACGGGAGAUGGGUGUCCCCAUAUUGACGGUCUCAACUCUUCCACUGCUCCAGUGUGACACGGUAACUGUUCUACGUCACAUGAUCUGUCUGCUCACCUAUUGUUUAUGCGUGAGCUAUCACGGAGGGUGCACUCACCCUGACGUCAUGAACAGUAUGACAUUGUCCUCACGAUGUCAUCAUUACAUCAUCAACAUACCCUGAUCUCAUCACUAUGUGAUCAUCAACACUAUGUGUUGGCAUCACCAUGCCAUCACCAUCAUCGUGGGCCGUUGUCCCAGCACAGCGGAGUCUGCUUUGCCGCAGUAGUGUGCCAAAGUGGGCACACCUGCACGCUUUCUCAAAGGUGUACGUUGCAAGGAAGAGGCUUUCGAUUGUUUUUUUGAAAAUACCUUCAAUCCUUUGCAUACCGGAGUUUGAACCGUAUACAACUCACACUGUGUGUGUAUACUUCUGUAGCCGCCUGUGCAUUUGACCAACCAUCCAUCUGUUGUUUGUCCGUUCGAACUGUGCAUAGUUUAUGCUGUGUGCCUUGACCAGUCUUGUUUGCUUAUACAAUCUGCCCUCCAAGAGGAGGAGGUGCUGUGCUGUAUGGACUGUGGACAUGAAACAUUGUGUCGCUUUUGCUCUGUCUGGCCCCCUGGCACAGGCUGUAGGAUGUUCCUGUGUGCCGUGUGCACAUACACACUUCGCUGAAUGGCUGGGCCAAUUUAUAGAUCUGUUACAAGUAAUAGUCACUGGACUUCAAGUCUCUUCUUUUCUUUUAUUUAUAGAAUGUUUUUAAUGUGACUGUCGUCCGCCUUAUCACUAUGUCACAGUAUGUGGCCAACACGCAGAGUUUUGCCUGCAGUUUUGUACUGUCGUAUUGAAGUACAUGUAGCUGCACAUACUUCUGACACUGCUAUGCCAUUUUGGUAGUGAUGUAGGUCACUAAGGUGUGCUCAUCUAUAGUAGAGGCUGCUGGCCUAGCGCCUAGCGCCUGUACACACACCUUUACUGACUUCUUUUCUGACACACUCUGGGAAGACUACAAAAUUAAUCCUUC